CUAACAGAAUGCUGUCAGUUUCAUAGUGUCAAACAGACACCAACAUUAUAAGCUGACAAUAUAUUGUAAACAAACAUAUUUUCAUUCCAGCCACAUCAGUUUUAUAUAACUAGAAAAUUUCUAUUAGUUUGGACGUUCCACCGGAAUGGGCGGUUGGGUGCUAGAGGUUGGUAAGAUGGCCAUGUAUAUGACCUUCCCGGUGGCGAUGUUCCACUGGUUUAAUCAACCGGAGUAUUUCGAAAAAUGGGUGACCGAGACGAAACGGAACAUUUUUCCACCCGAGAACAAACAGUACCGAGAUGAUUUAAACGAAUGCAUUCGAUCGAUACGCGAAAAAAAGGACAUCGAACUGCUUAACGCUUUGGAAGAACUGGAAAAGCGAGAGAAGAAACAAGCUCAAUAAUUUUGUAAAUAAUUAUUAUUUGUGUUUGUUAUAUAAAAUUUGAGCUUAUUACAAUGGUAACUGUUAUGUUCGAGAGACAAAUUUAUUUAUUUUUUCAUACAUUUUUUAUUUGGCUCAUUUGCUUUAGCUUAACGAUUGUCUUGUUGUUAUUGGAGAAGAAGGGAUGUCGUAUUAAGGGGGCGGCAUACUCCCCUAGAAUUAGUGAAGGAAUGUGACGAGGGUGGGAUUUACAAAAUAUUGAUUUUGAAUUAAAAUACAUUAUUCGUUUGUGGCACAAA
Malaya genurostris is the source of this 681-nucleotide messenger RNA. Its product is annotated as protein PET100 homolog, mitochondrial. Bases 146 to 403 code for a protein of 85 amino acids. Gene Ontology annotation, biological process: mitochondrial respiratory chain complex IV assembly. The record is from RefSeq and is a predicted model, not a curated record. Gene Ontology annotation, cellular component: mitochondrion; mitochondrial inner membrane. The transcript has 2 exons. NCBI's taxonomy places the organism in Eukaryota, Metazoa, Arthropoda, Insecta, Diptera, Culicidae.